Messenger RNA from Cyphellophora attinorum, 1539 nucleotides. RefSeq lists its product as uncharacterized. The record is from RefSeq and is a predicted model, not a curated record. The transcript has a single exon. NCBI's taxonomy places the organism in Eukaryota, Fungi, Ascomycota, Eurotiomycetes, Chaetothyriales, Cyphellophoraceae. Bases 1 to 1539 code for a protein of 512 amino acids.
AUGAACGCUCCCACAGGGUCGCAGUACCAGCACUAUGUGCCACAGUUCAUACUGCGCAAGUUCUCUGACUUUGUGAGACCAGGACGUGAUACAUACCAGAACAGGAAAGACUUCGACCGUGCCGAGAAGAAAGCGAAGAAGAAAGCGCGCGUGAAUGUCUUCAGCUGCUCUCCGGACUUUUCGACCUGGCAACUCGAGCAGCAUUCAUGUGCGAAAGUAUUCGGCAUCUACGAUAUGUACGAAGCGGCAGGUUCAGGCUCAGCUUCCACACCCGAGCCUGACGGAAGCCAAGCAGUCGGCGAGAUUGAGAAACUGCUCUCUGGUCUGGAACUGGCUGCGUCGAAGAUCAUCGAGAAGAUUGAGCACGCAUUCUCCCAAGGUACCGGCUCCUUCACCAUCACCCGCCCUGACAAAGACCUCUUGCGACGGUUCAUAUUCAUCAUGACUUAUCGAAGCCGGAAGUUUCAUCAACGAUUUUCGCAUCAGCAGCCUGAAUACACCUCGAACGAUCGAGAACAGUUGCUGGAAUACAUGCGAUCGAAAGGGUUCAGCUCGCCGCGAGAGGUCUGGCUGGAAGCCAUCCGAGCGUUCAUCGAGGUAGACCUCACUCAAGGCGUCCUGGAAGGGGUCGACUGGCUCAUGGGACGAGCGUACCCACCUGACGUCCAGUGGUUAAGGAAGAAUAUGAUAACAACGUAUCUUUGCUUUUGCACGCCGGAGGACGCCGACGACGAGUUUCUGCUGCCACAGAACGCGUAUGGGGUCUAUGAAGGGCCAACUUACCACGAGAACUGGCUCGAUUGGCACACCUUCUUCCCGAUUCAUCAUCGUGUGAUGAUUGUUCUGAGAAACCGAUUCCUUGGACCGUUUCCGCCGUCGUCGGUCGGAGGCAGCGAGGCUCGCGACGUUGCCGGGCGGGAGAUCGCAAUGACGGUACUGACGGCCCGUUUCCCAAAUAAAACCAAGGCGCGUUCCUGGCUUGAACAUAUGCCUGUGACUCGACCCAGCCCGCACUAUCGAAGUGUGCCAACGCAAGAUGGAGAAGUGCCAACGAUAUUGGUGUCUGGAGGCGUUUCAGACGCCAUCGUCACAUCGCACUUGGUGUUCGCUGAACAAGAGAGCACCUACUCGUUCCAGCUUCACCGUCUACCACAUCUUUUCACGCAACGGAUCAACGCCAUAUAUUUGGAAGAGGCUAUCGCCACCGACACCGUCAUCUAUAAGAGUGCAAACGGGCUUCGUCGUGCUCUCGAAUGGUAUCUCGAGGAGACCCCUCACCUGAAGGAUACCGUUACCACGACGCCGGAGCAGUACGAGCAUUUGCUCCACGGCCUUGAUGCCGAAAUGGUUGAAAGGCUCCGGGAAGGGAUCCGGGAAGAGCUCGAGAAACUGCCUGAAUACCGCCGGAAGCCAUAUCUGCAGAUGCUGGAAGCGAUCGCCAGGGACUUGGGCAGCUCUUGUACUGCCAGGUAUAACAUCCUGCCUGCCACAAGCGGACCUUUCAUGGAGCUGUUCGCACGGCCAACAGCAUCCGCCUGA